GAGCUUAGCCGAAAAAAUACGGAAAAUCGCCAGAAGCAAAAGGCGAGGCAUAUAGCUGGUUCAAAAUCGUACUCGCAGAUUAGCUAUGAGAAGGAGACUGGGAAGGAACCAACUAUUCUACAACUUUGGCAGAUCACUCAUACACGAAAUGGAUCGUGGUCUAAUGAAGAAUCACAGACUGUUUAUGACAAUGCACGCAUCCAGAUUAGGGAGAAAGAAGGAGAGAUUGGUGGUCCAAUUUCAAGUGAAGAGCAAAACAAUAUUUUCCAGAAUAGCUACAGAUCUACUAUGGAAAGUACAUCAUUGAAGCCUCGUGGCCGAGGAUACAUGGCUAAGCCGCCUAGCGGUUCUGAAAGACUACAUUCUGAAAUCCAGAGGCAAAAUGCUGAGCUAACCCUCGAAGUUCAUGACUUAAGGAGGCAAAUUGUUGAACAACAGGUAGAGAGGCAAAGAGAACGAGAAGAAGAGCGAGUUGCCAGGGAAAAACAGCUUGAGGAGGAACGUGUAGCAAGGCAGAGAGAACUUGAGGAGGCUAAGCAAGCAAUGAUGCAUGAUAUUAUGAAUGAGGUUAGGCAAUCAAUGAGGUCGGAUGUUGAGCAGAUAUUGGGAACUCGACAGGAAGACGCACAUCAGUUUUCCCAAGCAAGGGACGCUCCAAGAAACGGAACUGGAAAUCGGUCAAGUUCUCUGUUUAAAAAUUCGACCAUGAUUACUCAACACCAGCUUAUGCAAGCAGCUAAACACCAUCGUCGUCCUCCAAGUGAAAAGGUAUUUGACAAAAUUAUGAGAUCUAGUUUCCAUUGA
This is a messenger RNA of Aegilops tauschii subsp. strangulata, 804 nucleotides long. The record is from RefSeq and is a predicted model, not a curated record. Lineage: Eukaryota; Viridiplantae; Streptophyta; Magnoliopsida; Poales; Poaceae.